GAUGGAUACUUUGGUCACAGAUGUCAUUCUACCAUUUUUAAAACGUCAUGCAAAACGUGCUCACCGAGAAGUUACAUUCUACCUAACACCAAACAUUGUGACACCGCAAAACAUUACUUCUGAGCUCGAACAUUUAUCCGAUCCUCACGAAUGGAUCUAUCUGCCAUCUUCAGAAGAAUCAUUCAAAUUUAAAAAGGUCGAUGCGGAUUCCGAGGUUGAUGACCUUCCUGAUAUUAAAUUUUUAUUACAAAGGGGUACACUCGAAAGAUUAGAAGAUUUUAUUGUCACAAAGUCGAGCGUAAAGAGAGUUGAAGCUAGAAAACUUGAUGUUAGUUUUAGGACUGAGAACGAGUUUGGAUUGUUGUUUACGAAAACCAUGGGAAUCGUUGAAAUUCAC
Molecule: messenger RNA, 397 nt
Organism: Acaulospora colombiana
Lineage: Eukaryota; Fungi; Glomeromycota; Glomeromycetes; Diversisporales; Acaulosporaceae
Source: the annotation of a GenBank genome assembly